AUGCUGCCUGGAUAUGGAUUCUCUCCUUUUCCUGAUUUCCAGCCCCACCUUCACUCUUUUCGUUGCCGAGGAGAGAUGCACAGCAUGUGGAUCCCAGGCCCAGGAGAGUCCCAAGGUCUAAGUGAGUCCCAGGAGGGCAGGCGUCUCCUCCACCCGUGCCAUCACAAGCACGUCGCUGUGUGUCAGCAGGAAACUUUGGCUUUUAUUGAGCUGCAACCCGCAGCUUCUAAGUUAAACGGUUUUGGCUCUCAGAGGCAAAACGUUAUUUUAGACGCACAACGCAACACAGACUCUCUGCCACUGAACGGUUUAAGUCAAACGCUAAAUGAAAUUAAUACCAUGCAGAAGGGCUGCCCCAGGACAGACAGUGAGAAAGAAAUAAGCUUGAAUAUUUCUCCUUGUUCAGCUGAUGAUGGGGAGCAUUGCCAGAAAGAAACAAGGACUUCUUUGCAGGAACAAACCGAGAUGCCGCAAACGGUAACAACGCUGUGCCGUCCGCUCCAUGCAGCUCUCAGCCUCCCUCUGUCCUUCCCCCUGUCCUCACUCUACACAAACAGAGACUCUUGGGAAUCUCAGGGACCUGGUUCUCCAUCCUCACCUGAAUGUUCUGACUGUCAGGGUCCAGACUCCUGCCAGCCUCAGAGGAGAGCUUCACAGAGGUCUCUGAGAGAGAAGUCUAUCCGGCGAAAGAUGCAGGUUUAUUCUCCAGACAGCCUGAGUGAUGACUCCCUCAACAGCCCAAUCCUGGAGGCGGACUACAUCUUUCCUGGACCCUUUGCAUCUUUUCUGGAAGAAGACCUGAGUGGAUUAUCUUCCUUAGAGGCCGUUUCAACUCCAUCCACGGACGGUGUUCCUGAUCUCCCAAGCAUCAGUCAGGACGAUCUUUUCAAUAUUCCAGCAGAACCCUUACAGAUUAUAGAGGACUCUGAGCCAGGAGAAAGGGAGGAGACUGGGUGCAUAGAGACAUCAGUUCCCUCAAUAGGAAGCUUUUUGUCACGCAGUCGUCAAGCUGACCAGGAACGCCGGCGCUUCUCUGCUUCAGAGCUAAUAUCCAGACUGCAGCUGUCUCAGAGGAAGAACUCAUUCACCCUGAAGCUGGGAAAGUCGUUGUCUGCUCGGGUGGCCUCCAGGGACAGACAGAACUCCAGCAGCUUCAGCCCAAACGCCGACUACAAGUCUAACUUCAGACACCGAAGCUCAGGAGGCUCCAGUGAUAGCACCCCACACAGUCCUGUUGGUUUGGUGCCUUCACUGCCCAGUACUGAGAAUGGGAUGCCUUUACAUCGAUGGAGCUCCAAACUUGGAAUGAGAAAGAAAUCCAUGGAGGAGGACCUGGGAACAAGUCCACCAGUUUCCAACACCAAUCGUCUAUCACGUUUUUUGCCGAGUUCAAUCCUCUACCAGGAAUACAGUGACGUUGCCAUCAACCGAGAGAUCCAGAGGCAGCAAGGGAAGGAGCCAGGGACAGAGGAGGAGGGUUUCAGAGACGAGGGUUCAGAUGGGACCCCAUCUCCAUCCAAUCUGUCUCCAUCUAGUUCCUUUCGGUCUUCUCGAGGUUCUGCCUUUGCGCUGUGGCAGGACAUACCUGAUGUCCGAUCCAGCGGUCAGCUCGACAACUUCAGCAACGAGGAGAGAAAAUUACAAGAGGCAAAGUUUGAGCUGGUGACAUCGGAGGCGUCGUACAUUCGUAGCUUGAUAAUCGCCGUGGACCACUUCAUGUUGUCUCAGGAGCUCUCUGAGUGUCUUGGAGCUCAGGAUAAGCAGUGGCUCUUCUCUAAGUUGCCUGAAGUCAAAGAUGUCAGUGAGAGGUUCCUUCAGGAUCUGGAACACAGGUUGGAGGAAGACAUUCUCCGGUUUGAUGUGUGUGACAUAGUGCUGGGUCACUGCCCAGCUCUGCGAAGGGUCUAUUUACCGUAUGUUACCAACCAGGCUUAUCAGGAGCAGACAUACCAACGGCUGCUGCAGGAAAACCCUCGUUUCCCAGGCAUCCUGGCCCGCUUGGAGGAAGACCCCAUCUGCCAACGACUUCCUCUGACCUCCUUCUUGAUCCUCCCAUUUCAGAGAAUCACACGACUCAAAAUGCUGGUGGAGAAUAUCUUGAAAAGGACAACACCGGGCUCUCGAGAUGAGGACACUGCCACGAAGGCGUUCAACGAGCUAAAAAAGAUCAUCAAAGAAUGUAAUUCCAGUGUUCAGUCGAUGAAGAGGAUGGAGGAACUGAUUCAUCUGAAUAAGAAAAUUCACUUUGAGGGCAAAAUUUUUCCUCUCAUCUCUCAGUCCCGUUGGCUGGUGAAACACGGUGAACUCCUGGAAGUGGACACCCAGAUGAUGAGCAUUUCAGGAUCAAAACUCAAGCUGCCCACCAAGCCUGUGUACCUCCACCUGUUUAAUGACUGCCUGCUGCUCUCCAGGAGGAAGGACACGUGGAAGUUCAUGGUGUUUGUUCACGCUAAGAUCGGCGAGUUAAAAGUGAAGGACCUCAGUCUGAAACUACAAGGAAUUUCAGGUUUCAUCUUCCACCUGCAGCUGUGUGAUGGCCAGCAGCUCAAACAUCAGAUCCUGCUCAAAUCUCACACAGAGAGCGGUAAGCAGCGAUGGAUUACCGCCAUGUUUCCAUCUGACCCACUGGAAGACAUUGAACAAGAAAAUGAUGAUAUGUCCCAGGUUCAAUGCAUCAAAAGUUACCAGGCCCAAGAGCACGAUGAGCUAACUCUGGAAAAAGCCGACAUUCUUCAAGCAAAGACCAUCACAUGCGAUGGUUGGGUUGAGGGCAUCAGACUGUCAGACGGGGAGCGGGGCUGGUUCCCCAAAACCUACGUGGAGGAAAUCACAAGUCGCAGCGCACGCCUCCGUAACCUCCGGGAAAACAUCCGCAUCAAAUGUGUCACGCAGAAACUGAAGGGGCAGGACUGA
Molecule: messenger RNA, 2913 nt
Organism: Nematolebias whitei (Rio pearlfish)
Lineage: Eukaryota; Metazoa; Chordata; Actinopteri; Cyprinodontiformes; Rivulidae
Gene: arhgef19
Product: Rho guanine nucleotide exchange factor (GEF) 19
Exons: 15
Coding region: 1-2913 (970 amino acids)
Biological process (GO): regulation of actin cytoskeleton organization; activation of GTPase activity
Molecular function (GO): protein binding; guanyl-nucleotide exchange factor activity
Source: RefSeq, a predicted model, not a curated record